Messenger RNA from Molossus molossus (Pallas's mastiff bat), 1248 nucleotides. RefSeq names its product ribonuclease K6-like. The transcript is spliced from 2 exons. Bases 268 to 732 code for a protein of 154 amino acids. NCBI's taxonomy places the organism in Eukaryota, Metazoa, Chordata, Mammalia, Chiroptera, Molossidae. Gene Ontology annotation, molecular function: RNA nuclease activity; nucleic acid binding. The record is from RefSeq and is a predicted model, not a curated record. Gene Ontology annotation, biological process: defense response to Gram-positive bacterium; antimicrobial humoral immune response mediated by antimicrobial peptide; defense response to Gram-negative bacterium.
AGUCACACUGUUUUUUUAAGUAAGCUUACUCUUCCUAUAUCUGUAGUGAUAUUGAUACGAUUUUAAACAGGAAGUUUGAAGGUCUAAGCAUCUCAUCAAAAGUCUUCCAAGCCCUAUGUUACCCUUUGCUCAGGGCUGAGAACUCCUCUGCCACAGGCGGGCAGCUCUGGGCUGCCUGGGGAAGAAACAGCCUGCAGAAGCCUCUGGGCCUGGGACCAUCUACUGCUUCUGUUUCCAGCGGGAGCCCCAGUGUGGAAACCUGAAAAGAUGGCGCUAGAACUCCUGGAACGCUUUCCUCUCCUCCUAUUGCUGCUGGGACUAUGGGGGCCAGUGUGUCCACUUUAUGCUUUGCCUCCGAAUCUCACCAAGGUUCAGUGGUUUAAUAUUCAGCAUAUACAUUCAGGCCCUCUCCAAUGCUUUCAUGCAAUGAAGCGUGUCAAUAUACAUAUUCGGCGCUGUAAGUCUCUAAACACCUUUCUGCACGACUCCUUCCAGAAUGUGGCUGCUGCCUGCAUGUUGCCCACGACACGCUGCAAGAAUCGCUGGAACAAUUGCCACCAGAGCUCAAAGCCUGUUACCAUGACUACCUGCAAUCACACUGGAGGGACUUAUCCUGACUGCCAGUACAGUGAUGAUGCCCAGUACAAGUUCUUUGUCAUUGCCUGUGACCCCCUUCCAAGACCAGGCCCUCCCUAUCAUUUUGUUCCUGUACACUUAGAUAAGAUUAUUUAAAGUUAUCACUUUUCCUCUCACUUGGUACAGGUUCUCUUAUGAGCUCUUUUGCUCCCCCCCCCUUUUUUUUGUGUUUGUUUUCCUGGUUCCUACAGAAAAAUAAAGGAAGCUAUUGGGAGAAUUAGAGGGUCAAGGACACCGGACCCGAUUGGGACAAAUAGAAAUAACAUUCCUUUCUGCUUUGGAGCUCUGUGUGUUUCAAAGGAAGGCAAUAAGGAAGAGGGCAAAGAAGGGUCCAGACCUCCGUAUUUCUAACUUGGAACUUCAGCGAAGCUUUGUUGCACUGCAUUAACAGCAAUAAAACCACUUUCUGCUGCAUUUUAAUGUGUUUGAGAACCCGUUUGUUACCAGAAGAGGACUGGUACCAAGGCUGGUCUGCCCUGGCACGGUUAGGAAAUGAAAUGGGCUCCUCUGUGGUGUCAUGGGAAAAGGACUUCCGGCACACUCACGUAGAAGGAGUUUAGUGAUAGAGGCAAGAUUUAUUAGAGUGAGUGACAAGCGACAGUACACUCUGAG